Tupaia belangeri chinensis (Chinese tree shrew) is the source of this 1693-nucleotide messenger RNA. RefSeq lists its product as uncharacterized. The record is from RefSeq and is a predicted model, not a curated record. Lineage: Eukaryota; Metazoa; Chordata; Mammalia; Scandentia; Tupaiidae. Bases 1 to 1113 code for a protein of 370 amino acids. The transcript has 6 exons.
AUGCGAGAGUCAACAAGUGAAAUGCCCGGAGCAUCUCGAAAUACUGUGGCCAUGAUCUUUGCUCUUGACCAGUCUGCUUUUGCUUUCACUGGACCCCUUCCAUCUCUUAGUAGCCAUUGUUUUGAUUGUGCUUUGUCUUUAAGAAUGCAGUGGUCGCGAUGUGAAAAUGUCAGGAAUAGAUCAAAUGCAGCCUGUUUAGAUCCUACAGAUGGACGAAGAGUGUCUGUAAAUGACAUGAUAAUCCAGGCCAGACUUUCAUACUCAGUGGCCCGCCAUACAUUCCCUUUUACUGAGCACAUGAGUCAGGCUUUUGGCAAUAAGCUAUGCAGUAUGCUCGAUGCCUCAGACUCAGACCUUGCCCUCCGAGGCUUUCAGACUACCAGAGAAGCCUGCGUGGUGCCCACACAUCCAGACCCACCUCGCCUCUCCGGGAGCGCCCGGUGGCUCAAGUCACUCACCCUCGCGGACUCACCUGGUGCCCAGGACCAGCGCCGGCAGGAGGGGCAGCAAGUAGUGCGCGGGGCUGAAUUUCAUGCUGUUGCCUGCCGGGGUCCUCCUCUUCUCGCUGUCUCCGCUCUCUCGCCUCUUCGAGGUCCUGUCGCUCCUCAGAGGCUGUCUCUGUCCCCAGCCAACGAUGAGCCCUUUCCGGCGGCGGACCGACGGAGAUGGACAAACAGACGGGCGGCUCGCCAAGGCAGGAGCUGGGAGCUGGGAGUAUCUUCGCGAGUGAUGUCACCGGCAAGGCGAGUCCAGCCCGGGGUUGCUCGGCGCCGCCGCUCCGGAGCCCGGAGGGCGCGUUGUCACCGGUGCUGGAGGCGUGGGGCGCGGGAGGGGGUGCCCAGGGUGGCCCCGCGCGCUCGGUCGCCCGGCUACGCUCUGGUCACUUGGCGAACACCGGCCUGGAGUCGCUCGUUUACUCCCGCUUUUCCCGAGGAUGGCGAGGGGCGGGGCAGGGGCGAGGAGAAACCUCAUCUGCCAGUAAUCGAACUUGCGCCCGUGGCAGGACUGAGACCCAAUUCACCGAGAAAGACUACCAGACGCUUAGAGUCCCACGCAGGUGUCCCCCACCUGAUUAAACUGCGUUUGGAAGAACGUCGUUCUGGAGAGCGUUAAAAUACUGCUCUAAUUAGAAAUGCACAACGCUUUGCCUCAUGCGGAUGGAAGGAGGGCAGGAACAAGCAGCGGCCAGAAAGGUACCGACCACAAAGCCACUGCAAGCUCCUUAACCCAUAAAUGUCACUGCGAAGAGGUUUCGGGACGGUUAAGACGGCCUGCCUGCUUGAGGAUUUUUGAAGAUUUCUGAGCUUCAUCUGAUUCCAAUCUGUGUGUCCACACCAGGUGCUGGCGGUGGGGCUGGAGGCUGGACGCCCAAGUUCCCGCACCUGAAGGAAUCCUUUCUUCAGGAAAAAUUAAACAAAUGCUUCGGACCUGUUCUAGAAAACACAUGUUUACAAACCAAGUUAAAAAAAAAAAGUAGUAUAUAAAUAUAAAGCAAGAAGUCUAACAGAUGCUCAAAUGUUGUUGUGGUUUUAUGAAAGCUAACAGCAAAGCAUUAAACAUUAUCUAAACCUGCCUGCAAACUGUUUUGCAUUUAUAUAGCACUCGAUAUAUUUGAAAAACAUAUUUUUACCAUCACUGAAGUAAGCCACCCCUGCAAACCUUCUCAUUUUGCAAAUGAAUAAUAAAAUGUCAC